Messenger RNA from Zingiber officinale, 1927 nucleotides. Its product is annotated as 4-coumarate--CoA ligase-like 1. Lineage: Eukaryota; Viridiplantae; Streptophyta; Magnoliopsida; Zingiberales; Zingiberaceae. Gene Ontology annotation, molecular function: CoA-ligase activity. The transcript is spliced from 7 exons. The coding region runs from base 30 to 1823 and encodes 597 amino acids. The record is from RefSeq and is a predicted model, not a curated record.
GAGGAUUAUUUCUGGAUGAAAGCGACCGGAUGAAGAAAACCAAGCAUGCGCAAAUACGAAUAAGGACGACCGUGCUUCGCAAGCGCAAUUUUGAGUCUUCUUCUCUCCUCGCGUCUGAUUAUCUUCUCUCCCGUGCAUCCAAGCAUCAAUCGAAGAUUCCAUCUUUGUUGGUUGCGACGAUGACGAUAGCUAGUUCCGGCUACGGGCCCGACGGAGUCUACCGUUCCCUCAAACCGACGAUCGCCUUCCCCUCAGACCCCGCCCUCUCCAUGGUCCCCUUCCUCUUCCGUGACGCCGCCGCGUUCCCCGACCGUCUCGCCGUCGCCGAUGCCGAUGCCGAUUCCGGGGCUACCUUAUCCUUUUCCGAGCUCCGAUCUGCAGUCCUCUCCGCCGCCUUCGGAUUAGCCUCCGCCUGCGGCCUCCGCAAGGGCGACGUCGUCCUCAUCUUCGCCCCCAAUUCCCUUCAUUACCCGGUCGCCUUCCUUGCUAUCCUCUCGCUUGGGGCCGUCGUCACCACCGUCAACCCCGCAUACACCGUUCAAGAGCUCUCUAAGCAGGUCAGCGAUUCCUGCGCCAAGCUCGUUGUCACUGUCCCCGAUCUCUGGCCGAAAGCUGCCGCCUUACACCUCCCAGCGGUCAUCAUCGGCCCCAAAGGUUUCGCAUCGUCCCUUGCCCCCGUUUCCCCCUUCACAUACUUCUCCGACCUCGUGUCCUAUCCGAUUCCGUCCGGGUUCUCUCUGCCGUCGGUGUACCAGUCGGACGUCGCGGCUCUUCUGUACUCGUCAGGGACAACUGGAGCGAGCAAGGGCGUCGUCCUGACGCACCGGAACUUCAUAAGCACCGCCCUCAUGGUGACGGCGGAUCAAGAUGCAAGAGGCGAGGGCCCGAACACCUUCCUAUGCUUCUUGCCAAUGUUCCACAUAUUUGGCUUGUCUGUGAUUACCUACGCUCAGUUGCAGAGGGGCGACGCCAUUGUAUCCAUGGCAAGGUUCGAGAUGGAAGCAACAUUGAAGGCACUCGAGAAGUACAGGGUUACACAUUUUUUUUGCGUGCCGCCUGUGAUGAUCGCACUUGCUAAGCAGGGGAAAAUGACAAAAUAUGAUCUCAGCUCGCUUAAAUUUGUAGGUUCUGGUGCCGCACCUUUAGGUAAGGAUGUAAUGGAGGACGUCUCCAAGAACUUACCCAGCGCCAUAAUCAUCCAGGGAUAUGGUAUGACAGAGACUUGUGGAAUUAUAUCAAAAGAGGAUCCUACCAAGGGAGAAGUUCGUAAAUAUGGUUCAACGGGGAAACUUGUGUCACAUUUGGAGGCUAAAGUUGUCAAUGUCGAUACAUUGAAACUUCUUCCGCCUAAUGAAGUCGGGGAGUUGUGCUUUCGUGGGCCAAACAUAAUGAAAGAGUAUCAUAACAACCCACAAGCAACAAAUUUAACUUUAAGGGAGGGGUGGUUACAUAGUGGUGAUCUUGGUUAUUUUGAUGAGAAGGGGCAGCUAUUUGUUGUUGAUAGAAUAAAAGAACUUAUCAAGUACAAGGGCUUUCAGGUUGCACCUGCUGAACUAGAAGGGUUGCUUCUUUCUCAUCCUGAGAUUUUAGAUUCAGUUGUAAUCCCAUUUCCUGAUGCCGAAGCUGGGGAGGUUCCAAUUGCUUAUGUGGUUCGUUCUCCCAACAGUUCAUUGACUGAACUGGAUGUCCAAGAUUUCAUUGCAAAGCAGGUUGCACCUUACAAAAGAUUGAGAAGAGUUACAUUUGUUACUUCUGUGCCUAAAUCUGCUUCAGGAAAAAUUCUAAGGAGAGAGCUAAUUCAGAAAGUUAGAUCCAAUUUGUAGAUGUUGCUUCAGAAAAACUUGCCAAUUGGUUAAAUAGCAAAAAUUUCAGUGUAAACUCUUGUGAUAAUGCCAAUAAGUUCUAUCCUUUUUGUUGGCUGGCCAAA